UCUCCGUUCAGCUGCGCGGCUGCAGUCAGUCAGAGCUCCGCUCCUCCUAGUCCGCCUGCUGCUCCUCCUGCUCCGCCUGCAAGCUCUCCACGGAGGAACACACGGCGACCAUUCCGGUGGAGUUUGCUGAAACAAGAUUGCAGAUAUCAUGGUGAACAUCCCAGAAUACUACACGGGGAAAAAUGUGCUGCUCUCUGGAGCAACAGGGUUCAUGGGCAAGGUGUUGCUGGAGAAGCUGCUGAGGUCAUGCCCGGACGUAAGGGCCGUCUACGUGAUGGUCCGGUCCAAAGCUGGCCAGAGCCCACAGGCCCGGAUUGCUGAUAUGAUUAACUGCAAGUUGUUUGAAAGGUUGCAAGCUGAGCAGCCGGGCUUUGCAGAGAAGAUCAUAGCGGUGAACAGUGACCUCACACAGCCGGAGCUGGGUCUGAGUAAAGUGGAUCAGAACACCCUGACUGAAAACAUCAACAUCGUCUUCCAUUGUGCCGCCACCAUCCGCUUUAAUGAGCCUCUCAAAGAUGCAAUGCAGCUGAAUGUCCUGGCCACUCAGAAGAUGCUGGCACUGGCCCACAGAAUACGGCACCUGGAGAUCUUUAUUCACAUCUCCACAGCCUACGCCCACUGUGAUCGAGAGCUCAUCGAGGAAGUCGUCUACCCCCCACCUGUAGACUACCGUAAACUCAUCGAUGCUCUGGACUGGAUGGAUGACGACCUGGUCUCAGCGCUGACUCCCAAGCUGAUUGGAGAGCGGCCGAACACCUACACCUUCACCAAAGCUCUGGCGGAGUAUCUGCUGCAGCAGGAGGCCGGAGACCUCAACAUAGCCAUCGUCAGACCGUCUAUCGUCGGAGCCAGCUGGAAGGAGCCUUUUCCAGGUUGGAUCGACAACUUCAAUGGACCUAGUGGAAUAUUCAUUGCAGCUGGGAAGGGAAUCCUCCGUACAAUGAGGGCCUCAAAUGAUGCCGUGGCUGACCUGGUACCGGUAGAUGUGGUCAUAAACGCCACGGUAGCUGCAGCUUGGUACUCCGGGUCGCAGGUGCCUAACAGGCCAAAAAACAUCCUGGUCUACAACUGCACCACUGGUGGUAUCAACCCGUUUCGCUGGGGUGAAGUCGAGUAUUGUAUAAACAUGAUCUUCAAGACCAAUCCCUUAGAGCAGGCCUUCAGAAGGCCCAAUGUCAAUCUGCGCUCCAACCCCUUUACAAAUCAGUACUGGACCACAGUCAGCCACACGCUGCCCGCCCUCCUCUAUGACGGCUAUCUCAGGCUAAUGGGCCGCAAACCCCGGAUGAUGAAGACGAUCACUCGCCUCCACAAAGCCAUGAUGGUUCUGGAGUAUUUCACCAGCCACUCCUGGGUGUGGAACAUGGACAACAUGGCCAUGCUGCAGGCCCAGAUGAGCCCAGAGGACAGGAAGGUGUUUAACUUUGACGUGCGUCAGCUGCACUGGGCCGAGUACAUGGAAAGUUACUGUAUGGGCACCAAGAAAUACGUCCUGAAUGAGGAGCUGUCAGGGCUGCCGGCCGCACGGAAACACCUCAACAAGCUGAGGAACAUCCGCUACACCUUCAACACCGUCCUGGUGGUGCUGAUUUGGCGUGUUUUCAUCGCCCGGUCCCAGAUGGCUCGGAACAUCUGGUACUUCGUGGUGAGCCUCUGCUUCAAAUUCCUCUCCUACUUCCGAGCUUCCUCCACCAUGAGAUAAUGACUCGGCAGCGCUGUGGUCGGUGGCAACGCGGAUAAACGACGGAAACGCUGCCUGUUGACGAUGAGAGGAGCCUGCGCUCAAAUCGAUAAUUUCCAACGCUUGAGUGAAGAAAUAAAAUCCCACAAUACACAAGAAGAGGAGCUACUGGAGUGUGUAGCUGUCCAAUAAGUCUCAAGUUGAUCCUUCAUGAAGUUUAUCUCGCACCACACCAGUUCUCCGACUCGCAGUGCUCGGACCGACUCUAACGACGACAUGGCCUCCUCCUGUUCCUCUCCGGUCUGUCCAGUACUGCCGGUGCCGGCUUUUUACCUGCUCACACCUUGCCUCGCUUAACAGAGUCAAGCAUUCUGGCUACGCUCUGCUCCGAAGGUCCCCGGCUGGUUUCCUAGUCGGUUCAGACGUUUGUCUUUUAGGUCUCUGCAUUCAUCCUAAAACGAGCUGUACUUCUGCAUUCCCACCGUAUAAAUCCAUGUUUACUGAGCGGGGCUCAGCGCUUGGAAAGUGGAGCAUAAACCUGGAAAAUCUUGCUUUUCAACAUUUUUAAAUGGACUGGUGUGCAGGCAGGUUGCCAGCGCGGCCCGUUGUUUAACCGUGGCGGUUUGUGCUGAGUCACGUCCACCAGGAGCUGUCGCCGGCCUUCUCUCCUCCUCCUCCCCGCUGCUGGGCAAAAAGAACCUUUCUACAAAAUUGCGAUCCUGCAUGGCCUCACGCGGCGGUGGCCAGGUGCGUGUCGUACAACCAAGCACAAUGCGGAUGGUAAUGGCUUUACUGAGUGCCUCACGACUCUUCCUGCAUCAGCAGACCUUGUGAAAGCUUCCUCCUCAAGUCCCUUUUCUCAUGUCUGGAAGUCAGUCAAAAUUGCCUUUUUUUUUUUUCUUUUUUUCUAACCUCUUAGUUAAGAAACUCGGCAGCAGUUGAGACUGAGAAGACAAAUUGUGUCCCCCUUUAUAUGAAAUUAAACACAUCCAGUACCCAUUUAUAUGCUGAAUCAUGCCCAACAACUUUUUAUUAUUUUUUUUUUUUUUAUUAAAUGUCCUUUCCCGUUGACCUUUCUUUCAAAUACACUGCUUCUCAAGUAACUCUUGAGGUCGGUUUCUUCGUGAGAGGUUUUGUUACCAUAUUUGCUCUACUGCAGCUCAGUUUGUUUAGCGUUUAUGGGAUGUUAGUCUGUUAUGUUACUGGUUCACUAAAUAUCUGCUCAGCCUAUAUUUAUACAAGACUGCAGGACCUACUAUUGAACUCUUCCAUGUUAUUUUUCUUGCUUUAAAAUUCUUGCUUUCCACGUUAUUGUACGGCUUGCCACAGACCUUGAGAUUAUCACUGAGCUAUUUGUGGGAAUGAACCCAUCAUGCCAUAUUAAGUGUCAUACUACCGUAACCAAGGCUCGUCUUGCCUGGUCAUAUUUGUCUGUUCCGUUUAUUUAUUAGGAUGUUUCUGAGUUAAUGGUGUUGCGUGCUUGUGUGCGUCCUAAGUGUCCUAGGAAAUUGAGGUGCCCGUGUUUUCCCUGUACUGACAUCAUUAAGGAGUGUGAUUUGUCACAGCAUGAGCCGUUGUACAGAAGCAUGGAGGAGUCGGUCCCGACUUGUGCCUGAACUUUUGUCAAUAUUCUAAUGUGAAAAAGGUCAAAUGUAUGUUUUCUAACAUUUUCUGUAGAGAUCUAUUUAGAUAAACAUCAGCGGAUGGUGAAAUGUAUUUUCCUGCAAAUAUCAUUGCGUGGUCCGUUUACAUAUGGAGAGCUUACUGAACCAGCGUCAGCUGUUGUAAAUAAGAAUACAAUAAAUGCAGUUAUGUGACUUGAUGUUCAGAGGUGAAUUUAACUUUUAAGGCGCUUGUCAUUGGACUUAACGAUGUGUGCGCAUGUGUGUGUGUGUGUGUUACCUUCUUUGAAUGUAAGAGAAUAACUUCUUUGCACAGCCAGAUUCUCCCUCUUACUGAAACAAAUGAUCAAUACUAAUGAUGCCUGUACUUUUAGUAGGCUGUUAGUCAGAUGAGUAAGUGCAUGCUGCUGUAAGUCCUUGUUACAGUGUGAGUGACUAAAUCUGUCUUGUGAAUGGUUGCUAUGUUUGUCAUGUUUAGGGCGGGGAAAAUGGCUUUUUUUCUUUCUUUUUUCUUUCUGUUCCCUGCCCUCGCUUCCUCCUCAAUCUUCAUUUACAAAGAAAACUAGUGUCAGGAACUCAGGCUUUAAUCAAUCAUAUCAAGACUUUGUUUGUUUGGCUUUUUUUUAUUGUUUUUGUUUUUUUAUCAGAUGACAUUGCCCACAAGUUAGAUAAGCAUAUUUUAAAGAAUUCAAUGCCUCAAAAUAAACAUUUAUCUCAUGUUAAUGAGUCAUUUUGAUCAGUUGCUUAGUUGACACAAAAUGCAUGCUACUCUUUAUUUCUCCAUUAAACUAAAUGAACAGGCAGGAUCUUGGGUUGAAACCUCCUGCGAGUAGCGAGAAUCCAAGUAAUGACGCCACAGGUGUCAUUAAAGGUUUGGAAACUUCAGUCCUGCUGGGCUUCUGUCUCUCUUGGUGAUAAUGGCUUAUUAGUGCACACUGUGGAACUAAAAUGUGGAUUUUCUUUGCUUUUUAAAAUCUUUUCCCCAUUAACAAACCAGGUCAUUAUAUACUGCACAGUUAAAAUGUUGUUUCCUGUGAAAAUGGCGCUUAUGCCUUUUUUAAAAUGACUAUUAUGUUACCAAAGUCUUGGGCCUCAUGUAAUCUGGCAUAUCUGAACAUGCAAAUGGGCCUCAUCUUCACCUGCCAGGCUGCUCGUCUCUCUCUGGUUCUGCUCACUCACCUUAAUGUGAUGAGUGUUUCCUGGGUCAUCGUUGUCUAUUGGGCCAAAAAAAUCUAGACAAAAAAAUUCUUAUUCAAAGGUGUGAAAUUAUUCAGAUGUUGCAAAAUCCUGAUUUCUUUAUUUUUUUUAGCAUAAACAAGCACAUUUCUAGUCCUUUUGCCAGAACAAAACUGAAACGCGGAGAAUAUUUAAACACUUUUAAUUAUCACUACCUUUUGAGGCUCUGGGAUUUAUUUUUGUCUUUCUUCUUCUGUAAUUUCUGCUAUUCUCUAUUUCAUGUAAUUUCUUGCGGUUUUAGGAUGUUAGGCAUCCUGCUGAACCCUCUUGACGCAUGAGUCGAAUUGGAAAAGUUUAUGUUGGUAACGGCCAUCUUUGUUUUGUUUCCAGCAUCAUUUCCCUGAUUGUUAAAUGUUCUCAAAGUAUGGGUCCAUAUAUUUAAGCUGCCGUAGGGCGAGAGUUUAAUCUGUUUUGUGUUUUUUCCCCUCCCACUCUUGGUUCAGAGCUGUCACAGAGGCGCGUUUCCACUAGCGGGAGCUUCGGCUAAACCUGCCAGACAGGAACCCCAUCAGGCCCGACCGUCUCUUCGGCCCGUUCAGCCGCUGCGUUUCCAUUACACCGUAGCGCCACACGAGAACUUUUGAUCGGAAGAUAGCACCGCCAAUCGCCAGGUGGCGGUAAUGCUCAUUUUUCGCAGUUUGCAAACGGCCAGCAGAAAAAUGAAAAGAAGUAACACGUAAGCAAUGCAUGCUACUUGCUUUUUAAAAACAUACUGAGAUUAAAAGAACCCCCCACCCCCCGCAGGACCUCUAUAUUGGUUUAAUACGACAGCAAGACCUGAACCGACUCAUCGGUCCAUCCAAAGUUGUUUUUUUUAUGUAAUCUCCAACUUCAUCAAAUGUACUGGUAGCAAAAUGUCUCUGGCCAAAAUGCUUAAAUGAUUUGUGGUCACAUGAUUUAAGUGCACCUGAGAGGGUUGAAGUAAUUUCCUGCUUUUAGAAAACCCAAUCAGCAGAGACCCCCCCACCAGCCCCUCUAGGCCGAAAAACGUCCCUCUCCUACUACCGGCGUUUUUUGACCCCAUAAAGGUUCCUGAAGGCCUCGUUACAGGCCUGUUCCUGGUAAUGGAAACACGCACACAUGGCCCGGCCCUGAAAAACCUACCUGGAACUCCCACUAGUGGAAACGCGCCUCUUGUCCACUGUGGCCAUCGCUGGCUACGAAGGGAGCUUUUGUCAUUUUUCAAUAUGAAUCUCGAAGAAUGACUCUGUUGGUGCCUUUUUUUUUUUUUUUUUUGUAAACCAAAAAGAGGGAAUAAACUGUUUUAAUCCUCCUGAUCCAGAGGUUUGAUUUCAUUCCGACUACAUGUUAGUGAGGGUUUUGUUGCCGUCUGAGACGUGGCGGUGAUUGACGGAGGAGCGGAUGAACCAUCCAGCUGACCUGUGUCCUGCUGCGCUGAGCCCUUCACUUCCGCCGUAUCUGGAAGCCAGAUUAAAGUGGCGUAUUGAACAGCUCCAUUAAGAUUUAAUUCUGCCUUUCAGGAUUAAACUUCACGCCACGGACGGGAGGAUUGGGCCGUUUUUAGAUGGCUCAAUUUUCAUUUACUAGAAAUCACUGGGAGCGGUUUCUAGCGACGGCAGCGAGAGGUUGUCGGUGCCAUCGUGACGUUUGACCCGUCCUGUAUCAGAUUUGUCAAAACUGGUGCUUAGUAUUUCAUUUUAAAACCCUUUAGAUGAGCUUUAAAAAAUACAAGAUUUUAAAGAUCGUUGGAUGCCAUCUCUCACUCCAUCACUCUUCUACACGACACUCUUCCUUUUCACUCUUUUAUUGCUCAGAAUAUGUCAGCUUGUCCGUUGCUCUGAUUGGUUGGAGCACGAACAACCGCUGGUGCUGCCCUUGGAUGGGGAGACCGUCUGGGUCAUGAUCUGGGCCUGAUCCAUCAGGGUAUGGUACCCCAUCACUGCUUCCAGACUUUUCUAAGAGGGUAAAGUGGUUGCAGAUGCUGCCGAAAAUCAGCCUGUGAUGAAAUGAUCAUCGGCGAGUGUGUGGAUCCCUGCCAAAGCAAUUGCUUUGAGUGUUUUGGAUCUGCAGCCUUCAGGAGUGUGUGAACACAGUGCCAAGCAGGAAAGACCUGUGAUGAUCUUAAAGUAGCAAUUUUUGCUGUAGUUUUAUCUGUAAAUGGCUGUAAAAACACAGCAUAUGUAUUCACUGAAACCACAAUGAACACACUAUUGAAUGUCCAUUAUUCAAUGUUUUAUGAAUAAUGGUGAGAUAAACACAACUAUGAUGGAAACUGAUCAAAUG
Molecule: messenger RNA, 6783 nt
Organism: Cololabis saira (Pacific saury)
Lineage: Eukaryota; Metazoa; Chordata; Actinopteri; Beloniformes; Belonidae
Gene: far1
Product: fatty acyl CoA reductase 1
Exons: 13
Coding region: 149-1702 (517 amino acids)
Biological process (GO): long-chain fatty-acyl-CoA metabolic process
Cellular component (GO): peroxisome
Molecular function (GO): alcohol-forming very long-chain fatty acyl-CoA reductase (NADP+) activity
Source: RefSeq, a predicted model, not a curated record